This is a messenger RNA of Chelmon rostratus (copperband butterflyfish), 2176 nucleotides long. RefSeq names its product serine/threonine-protein kinase BRSK2. Gene Ontology annotation, cellular component: cytoplasm. The transcript is spliced from 19 exons. Gene Ontology annotation, molecular function: protein serine/threonine kinase activity; tau-protein kinase activity; ATP binding. NCBI's taxonomy places the organism in Eukaryota, Metazoa, Chordata, Actinopteri, Chaetodontiformes, Chaetodontidae. Gene Ontology annotation, biological process: intracellular signal transduction; microtubule cytoskeleton organization; protein phosphorylation. The record is from RefSeq and is a predicted model, not a curated record. The coding region runs from base 14 to 2176 and encodes 720 amino acids.
ACGCAGAUCCGUCAUGUCAUCGUCCGGUAAAGACAACAGCGGUGCCCAACAUGCCAAUUACGUGGGACCUUACCGUUUGGAGAAGACGCUCGGGAAAGGACAGACAGGGUUGGUCAAGCUCGGAGUCCACUGUGUAACAUGCCAGAAAGUCGCCAUAAAGAUUGUGAACCGGGAGAAGCUCAGCGAGUCGGUACUAAUGAAGGUGGAACGAGAAAUAGCUAUUCUGAAGCUCAUAGAACACCCGCACGUUUUAAAGCUACAUGAUGUCUACGAAAACAAAAAAUACUUGUACCUUGUGCUAGAACAUGUGUCUGGUGGUGAGCUGUUUGACUACUUGGUGAAGAAAGGCAGGUUAACACCUAAAGAGGCCAGGAAAUUCUUCAGACAGAUCAUGUCUGCUCUGGAUUUUUGCCACAGUCAUUCCAUAUGCCACAGGGAUCUGAAGCCAGAGAACCUGUUGCUAGAUGAAAAGAACAACAUCAGGAUAGCAGACUUCGGCAUGGCCUCCCUUCAGGUUGGAGACAGUCUGCUGGAAACCAGCUGUGGAUCUCCACACUACGCCUGUCCAGAGGUCAUCAGGGGAGAGAAGUAUGACGGGAGGAAAGCGGACGUCUGGAGCUGUGGGGUCAUUCUUUUUGCCCUGUUGGUGGGCGCCCUGCCGUUUGAUGACGACAACCUGAGGAAUCUGCUAGAGAAGGUGAAGCUGGGAGUGUUUCACAUGCCACACUUCAUCCCUCCAGACUGUCAGAACCUUCUCCGUGGCAUGAUCGAAGUGGAUGCCUCCAAAAGACUAACGUUAGAACAGAUCCAGAAGCACACAUGGUACAUAGGGGGGAAGAACGAACCAGAGCCAGAGCAGCCCGUGCCCAGGAAGGUGACCAUCCGCAGCCUGCCCUCGGCGGACGACAUCGACCCAGACGUACUGGACAGCAUGCACUCCCUGGGCUGCUUCAGAGACAAAAACAAACUGCUGAAAGACCUGCUCUCAGAUGAUGACAACCAGGAAAAGAUGAUAUACUUCCUGUUACUGGACCGUAAGGAAAGGUACCCCAGUCAGGAGGACCAGAACCUUCCCCCUCGCAAUGAGAUUGAUCCUCCGAGGAAGCGGGUGGACUCUCCCAUGCUGAACCGUCAUGGCAAGAGGAGACCGGAGAGGAAGUCUAUGGAGGUCCUGAGCGUCACAGACGGAGGCUCACCUGUACCGGCCAGGAGGGCCAUCGACAUGACGCAGCACGGACAGAGGUCGCGGUCUAUUAGUGGAGCCUCCUCCGGCCUUUCCACCAGCCCCCUCAGCAGCCCACGGGUCACCCCUCACCCCUCCCCACGAGGCAGCCCCCUCCCCACCCCAAAGGGCACCCCAGUGCACACUCCCAAGGACAGCCCGGCUGGCACCCCGACGCCAACGCCGCCCCCCAGCCCUUCUAUCGGAGGCAUGCCUUGGAGGACGCGCCUCAACUCCAUCAAGAACAGCUUCCUGGGCUCGCCUCGCUUCCACCGCAGGAAACUCCAAGUCCCCACACAAGAGGAGAUGUCCAGCCUCACACCAGAGUCUUCCCCAGAACUUGCCAAAAAAUCCUGGUUUGGUAACUUCAUCAACCUGGAAAAAGAGGAGCAGAUCUUCAUCGUCAUCAAAGACAAGCCUCUCAGCUCCAUCAAGGCGGACAUCGUUCAAGCCUUCCUCUCGAUCCCCAGCCUGAGCCACAGCGUGAUCUCUCAGACCAGUUUCCGAGCAGAGUACAAGUCCACAGCGGGCCCCACAGUCUUCCAGAAGCCAGUCAAAUUCCAGGUGGACAUCACCUACACGGAGAGCACAGCCGCCACCAAGGAGAACGGCAUCUACUCUGUCACCUUCACCCUGCUCUCAGGACCAAGCCGGCGUUUUAAGCGAGUAGUGGAGACGAUUCAGAGCCAGUUGUUAAGCACACAUGACCAGCCUGGGGUCCAACAGCUGUCUGGCAGCCCAUUGAGUAACUUCUUUGACGUAAUAAAACAACUUUUUUCAGACGAGAAGAACGGACAGGUGCCCUACCCCUCUGGCACGCCCUCCAAGCACUGCCCCUCGCCCAUGCACGUCCGGAGGCACGAGCCAGAAAAUAAUGACACCAAAUGCCCCGCCGCGGGCCGAGACAGAGCCAAGUUGUCGCUGGCGUCUGUGGGGACACAGGAGGAGUCUUAG